AUGGGCCUGCAACAGCGCCCUAGUGGCCAGGCGCGUCAUACUGGGGUUUGUGUCAAUAUGCCCUCGGAAGCCUUUGGGUGCGGUAUCUUUGUCUCUGGACCGAAGGGGUGCGCUCGGACUGGAGCACAAAUGAUACAGGCGGUCUCGGAUAUUCGGACUCGGGGAAAGUGUGUCAUCUGUGGGUGGGUUAUGGAGGACGAGGAUUCCUCGGAUGGUGAUGGGUGCAAGGUCAAGAUUGAUUAUGUUUCUGGUUGCUAG
Penicillium paradoxum is the source of this 258-nucleotide messenger RNA. RefSeq lists its product as uncharacterized. The record is from RefSeq and is a predicted model, not a curated record. Lineage: Eukaryota; Fungi; Ascomycota; Eurotiomycetes; Eurotiales; Aspergillaceae. The coding region runs from base 1 to 258 and encodes 85 amino acids. The transcript has 2 exons.